Molecule: messenger RNA, 1887 nt
Organism: Macadamia integrifolia
Lineage: Eukaryota; Viridiplantae; Streptophyta; Magnoliopsida; Proteales; Proteaceae
Product: elongation factor 1-alpha
Exons: 3
Coding region: 179-1525 (448 amino acids)
Biological process (GO): translational elongation; translation
Molecular function (GO): GTPase activity; translation elongation factor activity; GTP binding
Source: RefSeq, a predicted model, not a curated record
AACCCUAAGUCCUCACGCUUCUCCACUAUAAAGAGUGAGAGGAUGGGAGGGAGGGGUUCAUUCUAUCCUCAAAACCCUAGCUGUUCUGCUCGGCAUUGUGUUCCUUCGUUUACGAGUUGCCGUUUUUUCGAAGCAAAUCCACAAGAGAUCGAAGUUAAUAUCAAUCUAGACAUCUAAAAUGGGUAAGGAAAAGGUUCACAUCAACAUUGUGGUCAUUGGCCACGUCGACUCUGGUAAGUCGACCACCACCGGUCACCUUAUCUACAAGCUUGGAGGUAUUGACAAGCGUGUGAUCGAGAGGUUUGAGAAGGAAGCUGCUGAGAUGAACAAAAGGUCAUUCAAGUACGCCUGGGUGCUUGACAAGUUGAAGGCUGAGCGUGAACGUGGUAUCACCAUCGACAUUGCCCUGUGGAAAUUCGAGACCACCAAGUAUUACUGCACUGUGAUUGAUGCUCCUGGACAUCGUGACUUUAUCAAGAACAUGAUCACUGGUACUUCACAGGCUGACUGUGCCGUCCUUAUCAUUGAUUCCACCACUGGUGGUUUUGAAGCUGGUAUCUCCAAGGAUGGGCAGACCCGUGAGCAUGCCCUGCUUGCUUUCACCCUUGGUGUUAAGCAGAUGAUCUGUUGCUGUAACAAGAUGGAUGCUACCACCCCCAAGUACUCCAAGGCAAGGUACGAUGAAAUCGUGAAGGAAGUCUCGUCUUACUUGAAGAAGGUUGGGUACAACCCUGACAAAAUCCCAUUCGUUCCCAUCUCUGGGUUCGAGGGUGACAACAUGAUUGAGAGGUCAACUAACCUCGACUGGUACAAGGGUCCAACUCUCCUCGAUGCUCUUGACAUGAUCUCUGAGCCAAAGAGGCCCUCAGACAAGCCCCUUCGUCUCCCACUUCAGGAUGUUUACAAGAUUGGUGGUAUUGGUACCGUACCCGUUGGGCGAGUUGAGACUGGUGUCCUCAAGCCUGGUAUGGUUGUCACCUUCGGUCCCACUGGACUGACCACUGAAGUCAAGUCUGUUGAGAUGCACCACGAAGCUCUUCAGGAGGCUCUCCCCGGUGACAACGUUGGGUUCAACGUUAAGAACGUCGCAGUCAAGGAUCUCAAGCGUGGUUUCGUUGCUUCUGACUCCAAGAAUGACCCCGCCAAGGAAGCUGCCAACUUCACCUCCCAGGUCAUCAUCAUGAACCACCCAGGCCAGAUCGGAAAUGGAUAUGCCCCAGUGCUUGAUUGCCACACCUCCCACAUUGCUGUCAAGUUUGCUGAGAUCAUGACCAAGAUUGACAGACGAUCUGGUAAGGAGCUUGAGAAGGAGCCCAAGUUUUUGAAGAACGGAGAUGCUGGUUUCGUGAAGAUGAUUGCAACCAAGCCCAUGGUUGUGGAAACCUUCUCUGAGUACCCACCGCUUGGUCGUUUUGCUGUGAGGGACAUGCGUCAAACCGUUGCUGUUGGUGUCAUCAAGAGCGUGGAGAAGAAGGAUCCCAGUGGGGCCAAGGUGACCAAGUCUGCAGCCAAGAAGGGUAAGUGAACCGUGCGGUCUGGGCUUAGGCUACCACCACCAUUUGUGGCCGAAGCUGAAAAUCAUAUUUAUAGUUUUAAAAGCCUGGUUUUAUUUAGAAGUGUCGUCUUCUGUUGUUUGUUCAGUCAGUCUUCUGGUUACAAUCUGCUGCCAACUCCUUCGAGUACCCUCUCUCAGAAUUGGGUGCUUGACAGGCGGUGGCAGGAGAUUUUUUCCUUUUUGCUGUGUUAAGGGUUUUUAAUUUCCGUCUUCAGUUCUUUUUUUUCUUGGCGAAUUAUGUGAACCUGUUAUUUGGUCAGGGGUGGAGUUUUGUUAUGUUUUGUGCUCCUUUCCUCUAUAAGACUUGAUUUAUAAUAUAGUUUCUUUUCUUA